CAGCGUCCCGGAGGCUCACUCGCGUCGCCGACUCGCCGCGCCCAGUCGCCCAGUCUGCCUCUGCCCAGGCCGAGAACUCGUCUUGACCGCGCCUCCGCACUGUCCGCACUGCUCCGCACCGCGCAGCUUCCUGCUCCGCGUUCGGCCGGCUCUGCCCACCACCAUGCAGCCCGCCGCGGUGCUCGGCGCCGUGCUCGCCGCCACGCUCGUCCUGGCGAACGCGCAGGACAAAGGUCAAGACUGCCAGCAUGAGCGCCUGGGCGUGGCCGGCAAGUGCGUGUUCCUCAAGGACUGCCCCCACGCCGUCAAGGACCUCGAGGACAACAUCAACCCCCAGAUCUGCGGCUUCUCGCACUCCAUGGUGCCCAACGUGUGCUGCCCCGACGAGUCUGCGGCGCCGACGCCGUCAGCGGUGACUGUCCCCAGUGAGGGGACCGGCGAGGCGACCGGCGAGGGGGCCGGUGACGUCGCCGAGCGGGACCAGGCCCUGCCAGUGGGGGGCAUCGCGAGGCGAAAGUGCCUGGAGUACGCGCAGACGGUGCGGCAGCAAGGACUUUGUCCGAAGCCAGGCAGCUCCACGGUCCACAAACUCAUCGUCAACGGGGUGCCCGCCGAGCCCAAGGAGUUCCCGCACAUGGCGCUUCUGGGCUACGGACCCCGCGACUCCAUCGUGUGGAGCUGCGCCGGCUCGCUCAUCUCGGACCGCUGGGUGCUGACGGCCGCGCACUGCCUGUCGCACAACACCAUGGGCACGGUGUCGUUCGCACUGCUGGGCGACCUAGACCGGUCCACGGACGAGGACGACGCGCGGCCCCAGCUGGUGGCCGUGCAGGAGAAGGUCAGGCACCCCGAGUUCGAGCAGAAGCUCAGGUACCACGACAUCGCGCUGCUCAGGCUGCAGCGCCCCGCCGUGCUCAGCGAGUACGUGAGGCCCGCCUGCCUGCACACGGCGGCCAGCGUGCGGCUGCGCGACGGCGACAACGUCACCGUGUCCGGCUGGGGCGUCGAAGACUUCGCCGAGGACCAGCUCAGCUCCAUGCUGCUCAAGGCCCGCCUGCAGGUCACCUCCCAGGACACGUGCAACAAGAGCUUCUCGGCGUCGACGCGCAUCCCCGGCAGCAAGCUCCCGGACGGCAUCAAGCCCACGCAGCUCUGCGCCGGCUCCAAGUCGGGCAAGGACGCGUGCCAGGGCGACUCGGGCGGGCCGCUGCAGGUGUUCACGGCGGACGCCCCGUACUGCAUGCAGCACGUGGUGGGCGUCGUCUCGCUCGGCAUCUUCUGCGGCUCCACCACCACGCCCGGCGUCUACACCAGGGUGUCGGCCUACACCGCCUGGAUCGAGCGCACCGUGUGGCCGCCCAGCAGCCGCUAA
Messenger RNA from Thrips palmi, 1372 nucleotides. RefSeq names its product venom protease-like. The transcript has 10 exons. The record is from RefSeq and is a predicted model, not a curated record. Gene Ontology annotation, molecular function: serine-type endopeptidase activity. Lineage: Eukaryota; Metazoa; Arthropoda; Insecta; Thysanoptera; Thripidae. Gene Ontology annotation, biological process: proteolysis. Bases 164 to 1372 code for a protein of 402 amino acids.